Molecule: messenger RNA, 610 nt
Organism: Mauremys reevesii (Reeves's turtle)
Lineage: Eukaryota; Metazoa; Chordata; Testudines; Geoemydidae
Product: cytochrome b-c1 complex subunit 6, mitochondrial
Exons: 4
Coding region: 80-358 (92 amino acids)
Biological process (GO): mitochondrial electron transport, ubiquinol to cytochrome c
Source: RefSeq, a predicted model, not a curated record
UGGGGGGUAGGACUCAGCAAUUCAGUUUCAACGGCAAGAGUGGAAACGUUUGUGGGAAACAGAACACAACUGCUUUCUAAUGGUGCAGGCGAGAGUCUUAUGCCGGAGCCGUAAAGGAUCUAGAGCAGAGGAAGAGGAAGAGGAGGAGGAGGCAGAGCUAGUGGAUCCUUUAACCACAAUAAGGGAGCACUGUGAGAAGACUGAGAAGUGCGUGAAGGCACGGGAGAAGCUGGAGCUGUGUGAUGCACGAGUGUCCGCAAGGUCCCACACACAGGAGGAAUGUACGGAAGAGCUUUUUGACUUCCUGCAUGCCAGGGACCACUGUGUGGCUCACAAACUCUUUAAGAAUCUGAAAUAAAUGUUGGAGCAAGUCCCACCAUCUGUCUCCAUCAUUCAGCUGGAACACGGUGCAGUUUCUUUUUGGAUUCCAAGUGCUGCUUGCUGCCCGUUAUUGUGAAUGUACAGUAUAAGUAUAUGAGCAGCUUCCUGGUUGUACUGCGGUGAUCCAGGUGCCACCGUGUCAUUGCAUCUAUCUUCCAUGAAAAAUGUGCAGCUGUAGCAAAAUCGUCUUCUGUGAUUUUCCAUAUUAAACACAUUCAAAGUUCCUCUG